AUGCCGUUCGAUACGGAAAACGGACAGACUUUCCACGAGACGACAAUGCGUGUAAGACGUAGACGCUGUAAGUGCCUCCAAGGGAUGUUUCGUCGAGGUGUCCAGCCUCCUUCAAUCGAAGAGCGCCAUGUCAGUCGCUCGCUUCAAGACAUGGCAGUGCGAACUCUGCUGCGUAACUUGGGCUUGCUCAAUGGGGACGCCCUGCGCCCACUACCUACACACCUCUUGGCGCGCCUCUGGUCUACAAUCAAGUACUAUCUCCUCGAUAGCGUCCAUUUAUGGCGGCUCUUCGCCUCGAUCGGCGGUCUGGAACUUGGGAGCAAGCGGUGGAAUCAAAAACAGAUUGAUUGCCGGCGCCACGGGCUCAAGGAUAGCAUCAAAUGGGCCACCAGCACAUCGAUCCAGUGGAUGACGAACUUGACUGUCUCCGAGCUCGACUGUUCUGUCGACGAAAUGAUGUACAUCCAGCAGAUGCCCAACCUCCGGAAUUUGGUCAUUCAAGCUGGAGAAUAUCUCAAGAGUCACCUCUCCGAUUCUAUCUUGCGCGAGUGGGCACAUUCGUCCAAAAGGUAUGGUACUCUGAGCCAUCUUCAAACCAUGUUCAUCGCAAGGCAGAACAUCACGAGCUGGUGUCUCCAGUACCUCAAUCAUUUCCCAAGCCUCGACACAUUCUGUGCGUACCGUUGCAAUUAUGGAGCGCGGGAUACAGUGAGUAAAAUAGCAGACCAGGAGGGCUGGUCUUUGGACAAACGCGGUGGCACGUUCCAUGCGACGGUGAAACGCUUGAGCAAACAUUGCCAGCCUGGAUACAAGUUGAUUCACCUGGGUUCCAGCUACACAGAACAUCGACAAUUGACCAAGAAGUCGUCAAUCAACAGUCUUCCGCAUCUUCAGCUCAACUUUGGCAAUGCUGGCAAGAAGCCGAAACCAUCAAUGCUGCACUUCUCGAUUGCAGACCCUAAAUUCUUUUGCUUCGAGCGGAACUGGGAGCACAGGUUGUCAGCCGCGGGUGUCACCACUGUAGACAUGGAGCAAGGGCCUGCCGUCCAUCAAGAGAAGCCCGCCAAGCGUCGGCGUCGAGAGGUGAAGGCCAGCAAAAGCAUAAGUCUUCCACAGCACAUCUUCUUCGACGACUGA
Molecule: messenger RNA, 1137 nt
Organism: Fulvia fulva
Lineage: Eukaryota; Fungi; Ascomycota; Dothideomycetes; Mycosphaerellales; Mycosphaerellaceae
Exons: 2
Coding region: 1-1137 (378 amino acids)
Source: RefSeq, a predicted model, not a curated record